AUGUAUUCUGUGAAUACUGCUGCGGCCCUGGUGGCCCUUUAUGCCUUUCAAGGCGUUCGUGCUGCACUUGACGUGACAAGCUCAUCAAAUGUUGCUAUCUACUGGGGUCAAAACUCUUAUGGUGAAUCAUCUGGCGACCUUGCCCAGCAAGAUCUUGCUUAUUACUGUGAAAGUUCGGAUAUCGACGUCAUUCAACUGGCCUUUUUGGAUGUGAUUAACGGUGAGGGCGGUGCCCCCGAAGUCAACUUCGCCAAUUCAGGUAAUGCUUGCACUACCUUUGACGGUACUGCUCUUCUUGAUUGCCCUACAAUCGCAGAAGAUAUCAUCACUUGCCAGGGUCUUGGAAAGACCAUCCUCCUUUCGAUUGGCGGUGCCACUUAUAGCGAGGGAGGUUUUACCAGCGAGGCUGCGGCUAUCGCUGGCGCUAAAAUGAUCUGGCAAACCUUUGGACCGGUCUCCACCAAUUCCUCGAUCAAUCGUCCAUUCGGUGAUUCCGUUGUCGAUGGAUUCGACUUCGACUUUGAAUCUACUGUUGAAAACAUGCCUGCUUUUGCCAACGAGCUGCGCACCCUGUUCGCUGAAGACACCUCUAAGACAUACUACCUCACCGCCGCACCUCAAUGUCCCUACCCCGAUGCCGCCGACAACCCGAUGCUUGACGGUGCGGUAUACUUCGAUGCUAUCUGGGUUCAGUUCUAUAAUAACUACUGCGGUGUUAACUACUUCACCACCGGUUCCACCACGCAGGCUGAUUUCAACUUUGAUAGUUGGAACACCUGGGCCACUACUAUCUCUCUCAACCCCGAUGUUAAGGUCUUCCUUGGUAUCCCUGGGGGUAGCACCGCGGCUGGAACUGGAUACGAGUCGGCAUCGACCAUCACUUCAAUCGUCGAUUUCAUUGUUGAGGAAGGGUACACAAGCUUUGGUGGUAUUAUGAUGUGGGAUGCUAGUCAAGUGUAUGCCAAUGAUGGAUUCCUCUCUAGCAUUGCAUCCGGCUUGGGAUCUUCGUCUACUGGCACCACUACUAGCGUCGCGACAACUUCCAGCGCUAAGUCCACUACCAGCACUAGCACCACAUCUAAGGCUACUACCCUAUCCAAAGUGACUACGACUACUGCUUCAACUACUUCCACUAGUUCCUCCACCAGCUCGAGCUCUACCAGCACCACUGACACUAUCAAGGCGACCACCACCGCCGUUCCUACCACACUGUCGACCGUCACUAUUAAGAGCACAAAAACGGUAGUUCAUAUGAUUACCACAAAUGCCAAGGCAGUUACUUCGGCUACUUCGACCGCUUCGACCGCCACUUUGACGACUGCGACUGCUGCAUCUGCUACCACUACCGCGGCUUCAUUGACAACUGAUGAAAGCUCUGAAGUCUGCCCAGUGUCCGGAGGAACCUGUGCUACCUCUGGCACUUAUUCAUGCAAUGGUAGCAGCUAUGGAAUUUGCGACAAUGGCGAGUGGGCUAUUCAAAAAUGUGCUUCGGGUCUUAUCUGUGUGCAGGAUGGAUCUUCUAUCUACUGCGACUUCAAGGGAGACCAUCCCGAUACUACUUGCAGCUAA
Molecule: messenger RNA, 1569 nt
Organism: Penicillium pulvis
Lineage: Eukaryota; Fungi; Ascomycota; Eurotiomycetes; Eurotiales; Aspergillaceae
Gene: chi3
Product: putative class III chitinase
Exons: 4
Coding region: 1-1569 (522 amino acids)
Biological process (GO): carbohydrate metabolic process
Cellular component (GO): extracellular region
Molecular function (GO): chitinase activity
Source: RefSeq, a predicted model, not a curated record